Messenger RNA from Pseudomassariella vexata, 1212 nucleotides. RefSeq lists its product as uncharacterized. Gene Ontology annotation, cellular component: plasma membrane; fungal-type cell wall. Bases 1 to 1212 code for a protein of 403 amino acids. Gene Ontology annotation, biological process: fungal-type cell wall organization. Lineage: Eukaryota; Fungi; Ascomycota; Sordariomycetes; Amphisphaeriales; Pseudomassariaceae. The record is from RefSeq and is a predicted model, not a curated record. The transcript has 2 exons.
AUGCACAGCAAGCAAGCCAUUUCCGCCAUGGUGGCCGUUGGCAUGGCCACUGGUGCCGUCGCUAUCGGUUGCAGUGAUGCCACCAUUACUAUUUCCUCCCCCGCUGAUGCCACGACCCUCGCCAGUUGCGAUACCGUCAAGGGUGACGUAGUCAUUGCCACCGGAGCUGGCAGCACCAUUGACUUCUCCGGCGACCUGACUUCGAUCGGCGGUGACCUUACCUGCCAGCACAACGGUGGUUUGAUUCAGCUCAGUUCCACCUCGCUGGAGAGUAUCGGCGGUGCAUUCCAUCUCGAGAACAUCACCAUGAUGUCCACCCUGAAGUUCACUGCUCUCGAGUCUGUGGGCAGCAUCUCGUGGCAGUCGCUGACGGCGUUGGGCGAGUUGACAUUCGGCACACCCGGUGUCACAAAGGCAGAGAGCGUCGUUAUCGCCGACACUUUCCUGAGUAGUUUGGACGGCAUCAACGUGCGAUCUCUGACUGACAUGAACAUCAACAACAACCGUCGUCUGACCGACUUCAGCACUCAGCUGAGCAACCUGACGAACGUUCUGAACAUCAACGCCAACGGUCUGAACUUGAAGGUUGACCUGCCCAAUUUGGAGUGGAUCGCCAACAUGACCAUCUCUAACGUCACCAGCUUCUCAGCUCAGUCCCUGGCAGCCGUCAAUGGUUCUAUGCGAUUUGACUCCAACUACUUCGAGUCGGUCAGCUUCCCCAACCUCACCGAUGUGCAGACCGGAGAUUUCUCCUUUGUCAGCAACCCUAAACUUGCCAACCUUACCGCUCCCCUUUUGACGAAGAUUGGCGGUGGUUUCAUCAUUGCGAACAACACUGCUCUUGAGGAACUGAACGGCUUCGCCAAGCUCGAGACCGUCGGUGGUGCCGUUGCCCUCCGUGGAUCUUUCUCGGAAAUCUCCCUCCCUGCCUUGGACGACGUGAAGGGCACCUUCACCGCCACCUCCACUGGAGACAUUCAAGAUUCGUGCGAUGUUUUGGACGAGCUUUCCUCUGAUGGUGGCAACGGUGACAUCCAGGGCACCUACGCCUGCACUAGCAACAACACCAACGCCAACAACGAUACCUCAUCCACUGGCUCAACCGGUGGUGGCACUAGCAACACCGACAGUGGUGCCUUCCACUUGUCCAGCAGCAUCUCCACCAUUGUCACGCUGGCGUCGCUGGCUGCCAUGGUCAGUGCGUUCUUGUAA